Molecule: messenger RNA, 2329 nt
Organism: Dermacentor andersoni
Lineage: Eukaryota; Metazoa; Arthropoda; Arachnida; Ixodida; Ixodidae
Source: RefSeq, a predicted model, not a curated record
AUUCGCGGCGCGGUCAGUGCGGUGGCAUAGAGAAAGAAAUUCAGCGGUGGUGCCACCUGAACAACGGUUUCAGCAGCUACUGAGAGAGGAUUGACAACAGCGCCACAGCACAGAACACCCGAACACCUGUGCACCUCCACCGAACGUAAAGCGUGACGGAUCGUUCGCGUACGGUGGUUCGCGCGUCUUGACCAAUUAUUUUUGGUUUGGGUGUUCGGAUUUUUCGUCCUUGGUUAAGCUUUCAUGGAUAGAACGAUGAGAAAGUUUAAUGGGUUUAAUAGCAAUCGCAUCUGCAGCGUUCCGCAUUGCACGAACCGUGCCGUGAACGGAGAAACCAGCCUCCAUUCGUUCCCGCUCGAUGCGGCCAAGAAGGAGGAAUGGUGUGCGAGACUUCGCAUCUGUAAGCCGGUGACCCCGGCAAUGAAAGUUUGCAGCGCGCACUUCGUCCCUAGUGACUUCUUCUGGGGCAACGUGGACCCACACGUGUGGGCACCUCGUCGCAAGAGGCUCAAGAGGACCGCUAUGCCUUCACAGUGCUUGCCUGCGCAGAUGCAAGGCAAGAAAGGUUUAUCAAGGCGGCAGGCAUCCCCUCAAGUUUGUCAUGCACGCCUACCAUCACCGGCUCUACCCUGUGAAGGAAAAUGCACACAUGGAAAGCUUAUCCAAGUGCAAGAAAAUCAAGACAGAGAGGAUCUGGAACGUGUCCUUCCUGAUAAAGGUGUUACUGCCACUGGCAUUGCAACGCAGGAGGAUGAGGUCGUGGAGGUUCUUCUUCAGCUUAAAGCAGUGCAUAACACAAGAAAAGACCUGCGAAAGAAAAGUAUCCAGUGCAUCCAGAAAAGUUCGAGUGCAGCAGAGCGACGCAGUCAUCCUGCAAAAAGACGCAAGAAAAGUCAUCUGGAACACCCAGCUGGCACUGUUGCACGGAAAUGCCACAAGCGAGCAGCUUUUGCAGUAAGGGCAGCCUCAAACCAGAUGCCCAAGUUUGCCGCCCGGAGAUGCAGACACAACACAAGGGCAGUGCAGACCUAUAUCAAGGCUCCAUCUGUCGGGCAAAUUACUUCAAGAAGAGUUUGUGCUGCUUUGAAGAAUACACUGAGGAUGAUGCACAUUGCGGUCUACUGCUAAAGCAAACAGGAACAGACCAACGUGUUGCUCUCACUCUCCUGGCACUCCAGCUCCAAGUGCCAGCUGAAGCUUUUUCAAUGCACUGUAUGGUAGUGUGUAGACGUGCUGGCAUCGCCAACCGCAAGUGACCUGCUGCAGAGCUGGGUGCUUCCACACUUGACAGAGGGGGAUGUUCAUAUGCCUUCUUCAAUCUUGUAUUCCCUGUAACAGUAGAUCACACUGUAGAUGCAUGUAACUUUGACCAACAUUAGUGAAAUAGGGCACCGAAGUGGCUUACGUAUGCAAAAACCUAAGCAGAUGUCAGGUUGGAUGCACAAGCUGCUUGCAUCUGCUUGUCUAAAGCUCUCUACCCUUCAAAGAUAUACUGUACGCAGCUCCAGUACUCGAGAAGGGUCUGUGAGCUUAAUGCGGAGCGAUCUAAUAUUUUUCGAAUUUUUGGCUGCAGCUCUUUCACGAGUGCGAUCCUUACUCAAGUUGUGCGGCUUACACUACUUGGGCCCUGUUCUGAGCAUUCCUUGUGUAUGUGUCUGUAAAGGAUGCUCUGACUGCAUGUAGAUGAACAUAGUUCCUCCAUGCAGUUGAGUUUGCCAAGCAUUUGUAAGGCGCUUUUUCUCUUCGAAUGGCAAUAUCCAUUCUACAAAUCAUUCGUGUGAUGCCUUCUUUCCAAAACCUUUCGAGAAAAAAUAUUCUUUUCCCCAAUGGGAUUCUAACUGCCAACUUUUCAGUUGCAAGCCACAUUCUAACUACUGCACCAAGGCAGUUUCGUUGAAUUUAUAGAAAUUAUAGCAUUUUAAUUACGCUUGAAAGAUGUGCAUGGAGGCAUUUAGGCACACCACUUUGCCUGUGCGUCACGAAAUGGUGCUGCAAGCAUUGGGAUGCAAAAUGCGCAAUCAAAAGCACAAGGACAAAAACCUGGUGCCGCAAGUACUGUGACUGCACUCACCUGGCUCGCCUAACUGCCCGAAUCCAAUGUCACCAUUUGUCCUGCUUGUGGUAUUGUGGCGGAAAAAUAAUAAAAAGAAAGGAAUAAAAAGAUAUGGGUCUAUAAUAUGGCUUUCUUGGUUGGGGCAAUUACCCAUGCAGAAAUAACAACGGCCUUGAAACUUUGUUCGCCGCUCUUGCCCGACACUCACUCUACUAUAGAAUCAGUGCCCACCGCUUUGACCGAACAGCCACCGAUUAUUUUCUUCAGUUUGUAUGA